This is a messenger RNA of Chelmon rostratus (copperband butterflyfish), 1916 nucleotides long. Its product is annotated as polypeptide N-acetylgalactosaminyltransferase 10-like. The record is from RefSeq and is a predicted model, not a curated record. The transcript is spliced from 13 exons. NCBI's taxonomy places the organism in Eukaryota, Metazoa, Chordata, Actinopteri, Chaetodontiformes, Chaetodontidae. Gene Ontology annotation, cellular component: Golgi apparatus. The coding region runs from base 1 to 1818 and encodes 605 amino acids.
AUGAGGCGGAAAGAGAAGCGGCUUCUGCAGUUCGCCGGGCUGCUCAUAGUGGCUCUGCUCUUCCUCCCCAACGUCGGGCUGUGGUCUUUGUACCGGGACCGAGUGUUCGACAACUCGCCCGACACAGUGGACGCUCCGGGCGGCAUCCCCCUGAUACAGGGGUUAAACCAGGUGAGGAAGGUCGCCCAGGUGGGACUCGACGGCGUGCGGCGGACAGACUGGCACGACUAUGAGGCGAUGAGGAGAGAUGCUGCCCGCUCGGGUAAUGGUGAACAGGGGAAGCCGUUCCCUCUGACAGAGACCGACCGGGUGGACCAGGCCUACAGGGAGAACGGCUUCAACAUUUACGUUAGCAACCGGAUUUCGCUGAACCGCUCCCUCCCCGACAUCCGUCAUCCAAACUGUAAGCAGAAGCUGUAUGCAGAGAAGCUGCCCAACACCAGCAUCAUCAUCCCGUUCCAUAACGAGGGCUGGUCGUCGCUGCUGAGGACCGUUCACAGCGUGCUCAACCGCUCUCCUCCACAGCUCAUAGCAGAGGUCAUCCUGGUCGACGACUUCAGCGACAAAGAGCACCUAAAGGUGGCGCUGGAGGAGUACAUGAUGCGGAUGCCGAAGGUUCGCAUCCUGAGGACCAAGAAGAGGGAGGGGCUGAUCAGGACUCGCCUGCUGGGAGCCGCCUCCGCUAAAGGAGAAGUCAUCACUUUCCUGGACUCCCACUGUGAGGCCAACAUCAACUGGCUGCCUCCGCUGCUGGACCGAAUCGCCCAGAACAGGAAGACCAUCGUGUGCCCGAUGAUCGACGUGAUCGACCACGACAACUUCGGUUAUGACACUCAGGCGGGAGACGCCAUGCGGGGGGCGUUCGACUGGGAGAUGUACUACAAGCGCAUACCCAUCCCUCCGGAGCUGCAGGGGGAUGACCCCAGUGACCCCUUUGAGUCGCCAGUGAUGGCAGGUGGACUGUUUGCUGUGGACAGGAAGUGGUUCUGGGAGCUGGGAGGAUAUGACAUCGGUCUGGAGAUUUGGGGAGGAGAACAGUACGAGAUCUCCUUUAAGGUGUGGAUGUGCGGUGGUAGGAUGGAGGACAUCCCUUGCUCCAGGGUAGGACACAUCUAUAGGAAGUACGUCCCUUACAAGGUCCCUGGUGGGAUCAGCUUGGCAAAGAAUCUGAAGCGCGUGGCGGAGGUGUGGAUGGACGAAUACGCCGAAUAUGUCUACCAGCGUCGGCCCGAGUACCGCCACCUGUCAGCAGGAGACAUGACGGCCCAGAAGGAGCUGAGGAACCGCCUCAACUGCAAGAGCUUUAAGUGGUUCAUGAAUGAGGUGGCCUGGGAUCUGCCCAAACACUACCCACCGGUGGAGCCUCCCGCUGCUGCGUGGGGAGAGAUUCGGAGCGUGGGCAGUGGGAUGUGUAUGGAGAUCAAACACUUUGUGUCAGGGAGCCCCAUCCGCCUGGAGAGCUGUGUGAAAGGGCGGGGCGAGGUGGGCUGGAGUCACGGACAGGUGUUGACAUUUGGUUGGAGGGAGGAUAUUCGGGUGGGCGACCCCAUGCACACGAGGAAGGUGUGCUUCGAUGCUGUCUCCCAUAACAGCCCCGUCACCCUGUACGACUGUCACGGCAUGAAAGGGAACCAGCUGUGGCGCUACAGAAAGGACAAGAGUCUGUAUCACCCCGUCAGUAACAGCUGCAUCGACAGCAGCCCGAGUGAGCGGCGGGUCUUCAUGAACACGUGCGACCCCUCCUCUCUUAGCCAGCAGUGGCUCUUCGAGAGAACCAACGCCACCGUGCUGGAGCACUUCAACCAGGGCACCAACUGAGGCCACUGGACGAUAAGAAGCUACAAGUGAACAUGGUGCUGCUUCAGAAACAUUCCCUGCGGUACAGCAGCGAUCCGGUGAGCUGGCUGAGAGCUGAA